Saprolegnia parasitica CBS 223.65 is the source of this 1644-nucleotide messenger RNA. RefSeq names its product TKL protein kinase. Lineage: Eukaryota; Oomycota; Saprolegniomycetes; Saprolegniales; Saprolegniaceae. The coding region runs from base 1 to 1644 and encodes 547 amino acids. Gene Ontology annotation, biological process: protein phosphorylation. The transcript is spliced from 17 exons. The record is from RefSeq and is a predicted model, not a curated record. Gene Ontology annotation, molecular function: protein kinase activity; ATP binding.
AUGCAUGAUGAGCCCGUCGAUUACAUUGCGAACCUCCCGAGCCUCUUUGCGAACCUCACAGUCGCGUUCGACAACACCUCUGUGCACGGCAUUGGCGAUCUCUCGACCUCAAUAAACGUCAAGGAAUUGGACAUCUACAACUACAAUGUGGCGAUCAAUACCUCCAACACCUCGUGGCCGCCCAAUCUUGAAAGUCUGCAGCUUCGGCAGGCCCAAUUCACGACGCUGCCUAAUCUAGCAUCCAUGCCGCAGCUCCUCUAUCUGGACGUACGAAGCAAUCUCUUUACGCGCCUCGAGAAUCUCGACUUGCGCGGCUUGAGACGAGCGAACUUUGACGACAACCCGAUCACGACGAUAUCCAACGUCUCUUUGAGCAGUGGCGAGCGCUCCGAUACAUUGAUGUUCGGUCUCUCGGGCUGCAAGAUUACGACAUUUCUUGUCAACCCGGACACGUACACCGUGCUCCUCAAUGCAAACAAGACGGUGCAGCUGCACAACAACGACUUGCCGCCGACGAUCGACGUCUCGGCGACCUGCAAGGCACCAAAUAGCAUCAAACCCGUCAUGCAAGGAGCCUACUCGGUGUGUGUGACGCCAGAGUCGAUGCUGCCGCCACCACCGCCACCACCGCCACCAACGACCGCACCGUCACCGACGACCAUAUCGCCGUUGUCGGCGUCGACAAGCGCCGACCAAGCGUCCUCGCGCCUCAGUAGCGGUGCGAUUGCUGGUAUCAUCGUCGGUCUUGUCACCGUCGUGGCUUCCCUGGUCCUUUUCCUGGCUCGACGGCAGCGUCGACUGCAGCUAAUAUUGAUGGAGCGCAACGCGCUGUACCUCGACGCGCUUCAGAUGCUGCGGCUCGACGAAGGAUCCCUCGUCAAGCUUCAGUUUGUCGCAGAAGGCGCCUAUGGCCAAGUGUCGAGAGGCGCGUACAAAGGAGAGCCCGUCGCGAUCAAGAGCUUAUUGCCAGGAAAGCACUCGCAAGCCGACGUCACCACCUUUGUCGCUGAGAUUCAGCUUGCUUCCAUGAUGGAGAGCCCGUACAUUGUCAAGCUACUGGGUGCGAGCUGGCGGACGCCGUCCGAGCUCGAGAUGGUGCUCGAACGACGCCGCCCACACUUUUACUGGGACGAGAAAGCGACCUGCAUGCUAUCGAUCGCCGAAGGUCUUGUCUACAUGUACACGAUGAACAUCAUCCACCGCGACCUCAAGUCCCGAAACAUCCUCCUUGACGCUAUCAAGGGGACCAAGCUCACCGAUUUCGGCGUCUCGAGGGAGAUGACGACCGAGACCAUGACGAUCGGCGUCGGCACGUAUCGGUGGAUGGCGCCCGAGGUCCUUCAGGAGUGUUACUACUCGACGUCGGCCGACAUUUACUCGUUCGGAAUGGUGCUCUCGGAGCUCAGCACCCACGACAUUCCGUACGCCGACGUUCGUUCCGAGAACGGCCACCCGCUCGUGGACACGGCCAUCAUGUCGCGCGUGAUCCAAGGGACAAUCUCUCCAUCGUUUGUGGCGUCGACACCGAUGUGGGUGAUCACUCUGGCGCAAUCCUGCCUCGCGCACGCGCCAGAGCAUCGCCCGACAGCUAUUGAAAUUGCACAUACGAUUGAACGACAAAGAAAGACACUAGGACAUGUGUAA